Messenger RNA from Cervus elaphus (red deer), 2036 nucleotides. RefSeq names its product serine and arginine rich splicing factor 3 (gene SRSF3). Gene Ontology annotation, biological process: mRNA splicing, via spliceosome. The record is from RefSeq and is a predicted model, not a curated record. The coding region runs from base 136 to 630 and encodes 164 amino acids. The transcript has 6 exons. NCBI's taxonomy places the organism in Eukaryota, Metazoa, Chordata, Mammalia, Artiodactyla, Cervidae. Gene Ontology annotation, cellular component: nuclear speck. Gene Ontology annotation, molecular function: RNA binding.
GAAGGCGGUGGUCCGCCAUUUCGUGGACGCCGGGUGUGCGAGAGCAUCCGGGAACGCUGGGCGGGAGGGGACUGAGAAGACCUAGCCUAGGUUCUGUGGAUUUGGACCUCCGCAUUUCUAACCCAAGAUCUCGAAAUGCAUCGUGAUUCCUGUCCAUUGGACUGUAAAGUUUAUGUAGGUAAUCUUGGAAACAAUGGUAACAAGACUGAAUUGGAACGAGCUUUUGGCUAUUAUGGACCACUCCGAAGUGUGUGGGUUGCUAGAAACCCUCCCGGCUUUGCUUUUGUUGAAUUUGAAGAUCCCCGAGAUGCAGCUGAUGCUGUUCGAGAGCUAGAUGGGAGAACACUGUGUGGCUGCCGAGUAAGAGUGGAACUAUCGAAUGGUGAAAAGAGAAGUCGUAAUCGUGGCCCACCUCCUUCUUGGGGUCGUCGCCCUCGAGAUGAUUAUCGGAGGAGGAGUCCUCCACCUCGACGCAGAUCUCCAAGACGGAGAAGCUUCUCCCGCAGCCGGAGCAGGUCCCUUUCUAGAGAUAGGAGAAGAGAGAGAUCACUGUCCCGGGAGAGAAAUCACAAGCCGUCCCGAUCUUUCUCUAGGUCUCGUAGCCGAUCUAGGUCAAAUGAAAGGAAAUAGAAGACAAGUUUGCAAGAGGAGUGGUGUACAGGAAAUAACUUCAUUUGACAGGAGUAUGUACAGAAAAUUCAAGUUUUGUUUGAGACUUCAUAAGCUUGGUGCAUUUUUAAAAUGUUUUAGCUGUUCACAUUUGUUUGUCUGUUGGAACAGUGACACAAAGGUGUAAUUCUCUAUGGUUUGAAAUGGAUCAUAUGGGGCAUGUAAUAUCAAGAAUUGUUACUUUACAAUGUUCCCUUAAGCAAAAUUUAAUUUGCUUUGAAUUUUAGUCUUGCAUAGGCUGAUAAUAAACCUCUUAACUCCUGCCCAGCUAAAGUCAAUGUUUAACAUUAUGGAAAUAAAAACUGGCAAAAAUUGGAAGAUUUUUUUUCAACAUAGCUGGGAUAUGGUAUGCAGCUGUAGUUAAGCAGUUUUUAAACUGCUGUGAACUCAAAAACCAGCUGGAAAAAUUAAAGCUUCACCCUUAAACUAGAUUAGAGGUUUAAAAAUCCCACUAGUCUUCACACUGGACAAAAGGUUGUCCAGUUGGUGUAGAAUCUAAGAAGUUUCAAGGAAGUUAGUUUACCUUUGCUUUAGGUUGUAAGUUCCUUCUGUGAUUGCUGUAUAUGAAUACAUAGCUCUUUGUAACGUUCUUUAUUUGGAAAUCUGAGAUACUCAAGAUAACAAAUGUCCUGCCAGUUUAAGGGUACAUUGUAGAGCUGAACUGAGUUACUGUGCAAGAUUCUUUUUUCAUGCUGUCAUUUGUAAUAUGUUUUGUGAGAAUCCUUGGGAUUAAAGUUUUGGUUACAAAUUGUUGUUUAACCUGAAAGCCUGUUUUUCCUUGCAAAACUAAAAUCUGAGCUUGGUACCAAGUCCAGGUAUAACAUUCCUAUUGGAAGCCAUACUUAUAUUUUCUUGUAAAGUGCUUUUGAAAAUAAAAUAUAAGCAUAAUUGUAAUAGUUGAACCCACUAUUACCAUAGUUCUUGUCCCACAGAAGGCAGUUGGUUACACAAAUCUUAUUUUUUAAGAAAUAACGUUCGAGGCUUUUGAAGUGAAGGGACUUUCUGGUGUCCACCUAAGUGAUAUGUUUUUAGGAGCAGAAGCCAGUUUAAAGUCCAUGAUUAUUCAGUGACCAACAUUUUAAAGUAUAGCCACCUGAUACAUUAUAAUCCAAAGUUGCCAGUAAAAAGCUUUUAUCACUAGCAUGACAAUGUUCCACAGAGCUUUAAAAAUUGCUUCCAUUUUAUAUAAUUUGAGGUGUUGCAUGGGAAUUCUAAAUUGAUCCAUCAUUAUGUGAAAUUCACUACAUGGUUCAAAUGUAACAGUGCAGAAUUGAAAUAUGGAGGCAUGCAUAAUCUUCCUCUUAAAUAUCUAGAGGAGUUGUAAUUUCAAACUUCUGUGCAAUUAGAUUAAAUCAUAAUGCAACAGU